AAGAUCCCAUUCCUCUCUCCAAAGAAAUUCAUGUCUGCUACCAACAUGACGCUUCCAAUAGUCCCAACAAAUCGUCGUAGAUUGCCAAGUGACCUGCUCGCAAUUCAAUUCGAAAGAGUGGAGACUUGGAGAAGGGGUCAGUGACUGCGUGUGAAGCGUGGGGCGGACGACAGUCGAACCUAUUUAAGCCCUAGACUGUAUUCGAAUCGAGAUUAACAGAUAUCGAUUUCACCCAUUCAGCCUCUAUAUUCUCUACAAUCUUUACCGUGCCUUUGUAUCGUCGAUUCAUCGGUGACAAUUACAGAGGACUAGAGGAGUUGCAGAAAAUGGGUAUAAUCAGGAGCAGUUUCUCAUUCAUGCUAGGGACGUUGUGUGGAGUAUACGUUGCUCAGAACUACAACGUUCCCAACAUAAAGAAGCUCGCUAGUACAGGGCUUUUGAUAGCCAAACACAUCGAGGAAACGUACCGGAAGCCGAAGAAGAGAGACGACGACGACUAGUAGGGAAAGCGAUGCUUUAGGAAAACUUGAAACCAGCUGAAGAUUUGGUGUAAGAGUUGAGUUACCAAAUCUAGAAGCUGGCUUAUUGAAACUGAUGAUGUGAGUUCCAAUAGAUUCAUAUUCAAAGUUUUUUUUUUUCUCCUGGCUGUAUUGCAUAUUUGAGUUUGUGUAGACUCUAGUGGCUUAGUAAGUAUUAGGUGGCAAAGCCAAUAUUUCUU
Nelumbo nucifera (sacred lotus) is the source of this 718-nucleotide messenger RNA. RefSeq lists its product as uncharacterized. The record is from RefSeq and is a predicted model, not a curated record. NCBI's taxonomy places the organism in Eukaryota, Viridiplantae, Streptophyta, Magnoliopsida, Proteales, Nelumbonaceae.